UGCGUCCACCUCGCGGGUCCCCAAGUGAGAGACAGCAGCGCCGAGGAACCCUUGUCCGGACGCCUGUCGGCCGUCCUGUGCUCGCCUUGACGGAGCGUCCGCUUCGCGGGCUGUGCGCCAGGUCCGGGCGGGUCCCUAGCAUGGUGACCAGACCCAUUGCUCACCAUUUAUUAUUCAAAUCCCGUGUCCGAGCUCUGAGAUAUUUCUAGUGCCUGGAAUGAAGUGUGAAGCAGAGCAGACUCAAGGAUUGCAGAUGGAAGAACCACAGGAGAUUUCCUCCACUGAAGGUGGCUGUGUAGGAGAUAUUGUCAUAGAAAAAUUCCUGAUCGAGUCCAAGAAGUCCACACCCCACGUGCAGCUUGCUUGCAGCAUGCAGCACUCUGCUUUCCCCUUAGAUGGAAAUGAACUUUGCAUCUGGAACACUGAGGACCCUUCUCAGCAGCUUCUGGCCCUAAGAGGACACCAUCAGCCCAUUUCUGCUGUGGCAUUCGGAAACACGGCGACUCCACGUCUGAUCUGUUCUGCGUCACCGGAUCGUGUUAUAAUGUGGAGCCUGGAUGAGUGCAGAGAGAAAGUUCUUGAAGGGUUAAUUCCUCGAGGGACUGUCUUGGGCACCCUGCUGGGAAAGGUGCUGUAUUUAAGGUUCAGCCCGGAUGACCGUGUCAUCGCCGUGUGCGCUGGAAACAAGAUACUCGUGGUGGACACUGAGAGCCAGUCUACACUCGUGGAGCUGGAGGGGCACCAGGGCCCCGUGACUGCAGCUGAGUUCUGUACUUGGCGGGCUCAUGUCGUCAUCUCAGUGUCUGAGGACAGAAGCUUUAAGGUUUGGGACCACCGUGUGGGAUCACUGAUCUACAACUCCCCAGUGUUAGCAGCGUCCCCUCUGCUCAGUCUUCUCGUUGUUGAAGGAAGUAAGCAGCUGGUCACCGGCUGUGCGGAGGGCCAGCUCUGGAUCUUCAGUUUGGUUGACAGACAUCAUUAUCGGUGUGUGACACGUGUUGACCUCAGGAAAAAGAGAGAGAGUUUCUCCACCAGGAGGCUCGACUCCAACCCCGGCAGCCUGCCAGGUGAGCCCACGCUGACCUCCCACCUGCUCAGCCCACAGCGCUCCCUGAGCAGCCUGUCCGGGUGCCACGUGGGGACGACAGGAGGGAGGAAACAUGUGCGUCCUGUGAAGCCCAAGGUGGGGACCCUCGACCUCUGCUGGCCCCAGGCAGGACUUGUGAGAGAAGAGAGUCGGCUUCCGUCUGCACAUGAACUGGCAAAAGGGGACGACGUUGAGGUGACCCUGCCUGUCCUGGGCCUGGCACACUGCGAGCUCUCACUCGGCCUCGCUUCUGAGUGUGGACUUCUUUCUUCUGAGAACACCAGCUGCCUGUGGGUCGGAAGCUCAGCUGGUUUACUCAUAUUGAACUUGGCAAACUUUGAAUUGGAGGCUGUCUUACAUUACAAAAAUUUCAGGAACCUCAGCAUUCAGGUUGCUGGAUCGUGUGCCCUGAGGAGCAAAACCAGUGACGGGAAGGCCUUUUGCUUGCUCACCUCCAUGUUUGGGAACGGGAUCGCCGGGCUGAAGGUUGACCCCACUGCUCUGCUGAGGUGUCAGCAGCGCCCCACCCUGGGGACGCGGCUCUCAGUGCUGCCCAGCUCCCGUGUGUUACCCACCUCUCCACUGCAUUUCGGAGUUGUUGAAAGCAGUGCCCAGCCGGCGCGUCACAGACAGCCUGCUGCACGGAGCGUCGUAAAGGACCAACCACUGGUUUUCCACAGUAAAGUCAGGUCGUCUGGGUACACGUCCGCACCACAUGCAACUAUGUUUUCACCAAAGACCAACAUCAAGAAUGAUUGUAAACGAUCCUCAGAACGCAAGAACAGUUACAAGUGGAAGGAGAGCCCUGUGCAGAAUUCUCCACCGACCAGACUCAGUAGGUGGCUUGCUGUGGCCGACGGCCGGGCGGCCGUGCGCUGCGUCCAGUUCUCAGGAGAUGGACGGCAGCUAGCCUGUGGCUCAGCCAACCACUUGGCACUGGUCUUUGGUGCUGAUCUUACUGGGACACCCGCUGUUUUUCCAGGUCACGACGGGCCAGUGAACACUGUGUGCUGGAGCCAUGACGGGAGGUGGCUGCUGUCGGUCUCCCAGGAUGGGACACUGAGGGUGUGGUCGGUUCGCAGGACGGAACUGGCGUUGUGCCUGGGCAAAGACCUGCUUCCUAAGCCUGUUCAAUCCGCACAGUUUUAUUACAUCGAUACCUUCAUAUUGUUGUCGUCGGGCCCUGAGGUCCAGCUGCUCACCUAUCACAUUGACACUUGCAAAGACGAGAUACGAAGAUACAAGCCGAAGAGCAGAGGCAGAGCUGUUGUCAGGCUCCCCAUGACGGGUGCGGUCGAGGUCACCAGUUUGUCUGCGGUGAACGACUUUUAUUCCUACCUCGUGCUGACCGCCGGCCGCAAUCGGACUUUGGAAGCUUUUGACCUCAACGUGGGGCGCAGUGCAGCCGUGAUCACAGAAGCCCAUUCGCGGCCUGUCCACCAAAUUUGUCAAAAUAAAGGAUCGUCGUUUAUGACCCAACCGUCUCAGCUUUAUAAUCUUUUCGCGACCACAGCCGUUGGUGACGGGAUACGACUAUGGGACUUGAGAACCCUGAGGUGUGAGCGUCGUUUCGAGGGUCAUUCGAACCGCUGCUACCCGUGUGGAAUUGCCUUCAGCCCUUGUGGACGAUACGUGGCCUGUGGUGCCGAGGACAGACAUGCAUAUGUGUAUGAAAUGGGCUCAAGCACUUUUUGUCACAGGCUGUCAGGACACACGGACACAGUCACUGGAGUGGCCUUCAGCCCGUCAGCCUCCCAGAACAUCGUCUGGCAUUUGCUAAAAGGUUCUCCGCCUGGCUCUUCUGGUUAUACACCCGUCGGUCCUGGGUCUUGUCCUGCCUUUACCUUGGACGUGAGCCCCAGCAUCUGUCCCUCGCUCAACCGUUCAACAUUUCACCAUUGCAAAUUCUCAAGUCAAGUGGGCUAACCAGCCAUGGGAGUGAGUGACCUCCAGAGAAAUAAAAGUAUAUUUUAAUGGCCAAAAGGUAAGUUAAACAAAACUAAGCACUUUGCUGAAAUGAAGACUUUAAGAACAGUUUUAGUAAUCCCGCCAAGUUUUAUUUUGAUUGGAAUGCAGUUGAAAAUGAUGAAAAUUGUAUUUCAAUCCCGAGUUUUCAUAACUCGUUAGCCAGGAUCAUCUAACUCACCAUUAUAUUAACAAUUCUUAGGUGCUAUUGAACUACUUGAGAGAAAAGUGACAAAGAUCGGUGUUCACAGAGUCUUGGCUGUAAGCGUUUUGGGUUUUGCUUGCUGAGAUAGCGGGGCAGAAGCAGCUGGCCGUUCCUCCUAGUUCUCGCGUGUCUCU
This is a messenger RNA of Rhinolophus ferrumequinum (greater horseshoe bat), 3391 nucleotides long. It is a transcript of the gene WDR27, whose product is annotated as WD repeat domain 27. The transcript is spliced from 27 exons. The record is from RefSeq and is a predicted model, not a curated record. Lineage: Eukaryota; Metazoa; Chordata; Mammalia; Chiroptera; Rhinolophidae. The coding region runs from base 218 to 3013 and encodes 931 amino acids. Gene Ontology annotation, molecular function: protein binding.